UUUCUUAAGAGUCUAUUAUUAUGGAGUUCACUUUUGGAGGAGCCAUGUUGCCUUAUUUUAUCAUAUUUCUUGUUUCUGCAUUGGGAUUUGUGCAGCUAAGGCCAAGUCAUUGGUUGGAAGUCUUAAUUACCUGCAGUCUUUCAGUUCGAGUAGUUUCAGUGUUUAGGCAGGACUGAGGAGUGGCAGGUUUGGAAUAGAGUAGCUCAGUAGCAAACAUUUGCCCAGAUGCUCAGAGAUACCAAGCCCAAUCCCAAGCACCACUUAGAAAAAAACUAACUGGAGUCUCUUGUAGUUCCUACUAUACAGGUUGGUGCUGUGUAUGAGGUGAGGGUGGGACCAGUCAAGGGUCACUUGUCUAUUUCAGAGCUGUUUUCACUUUAAGAUCUCCCCUUCUUUGUGUACUAAUAGCCGGUGCUAGCCAGCAAGGAGCUUACAAUUUCUUUUUACUGUUUUCUUUGUUUGUGUAUGUGGGAGGGGGUGUUGGGGAUUGAAUGAAUACAGGACCUUGUUAUGUGAAACACACACUUUAUCACUGAGAUACAUCCCCAGCUAAAAGAAGCAAUUUCCAGUCAUUGAAUGUAUUUGCCCACUUUACAGGUAAUCCUUUAACUUCCCAGUCUUCACUGGAAAAAUUUAAUUUCAAAAUCAGUUUGUGUUUAAUUCUCUCAUAUAGUUCUAAGUGGAUAUAGUUAAUAGGACUAAUAAAAGGUUAAUUUGAAAAUCUGGUUCUAUAAGGUAUCAGUAACUGACAAUAGCAGGUUGCUACUCCUACCAGAGCUUCACAGAAAACAGAAUAGACAGGCAUGGUAACACAUGCCUAUAAUCCCAACACUUGGGAUGCUGAGGCAGGAGGGUCACAAGUUUGAGGUGCUAUAAAGCAAGACCUUUUCUCAGGGAAAAAAAAAAAAACAUAGGUUAGAUUCUUUCCCUUAAUGCCACAAUAUCAGGUACCUUUGACCAAUGAGUAAAAAGGUAAGACUUUGUUUAAAAAAAAAGAAGAAGAAAAUAGGACAAAAGCUAGUCAGGAAGCCCUCUUGUACUAUAUAAACUGUUUUCCAGCUUGUCCAAGCUUAUCUGGGUCUUUUGCUAUAAAGCAUUCUAAUCAAUAAGGGUGCCUUUUUAAAUUAAAAAAAAAUUGGUGGUACUGGGAAACAAUCAUUAAACACCUAAGUACCAAUCAGUGGUUCAUACAGACCACAGAGAUGACUAUAUCAUACUCACUCCCCUUCAGAAAGUUCAAUUGUAAGGCAAAUAUGUAAACAUAUGCAGAGUUGCAUGUUGAAUGUUAUUACACUGUUUGAAGCAGAGUGGAGGACAGGGUUGAGUGAUUGGUGAGCAUUCUCCAAAAGAACGGGUUAGAUUCAAUGAUUUCUGUUCAUUAAAGAGAACUAGCUCCUAGAAAGCAUCUCCUUUUUGUAUGUGUAUUUGAAUGGUCUCAGUGGACAGCACUUUCAUAAGAGCCCUGUGCAUGUGCAGCUUUGUGCAGUGGCUUCUUGGCACGAUGUGCUUCACAGGUGUUCAGCAAAACAUCCUACAUAAUUAACAUCAAGACUUAGUAGACUCUCUCUGCUUUACUCACCUCUUGUUUUAGUGUCAUAAGUCCUAUAGAUGGGAAGUCCAUGGAAUCUAUAACAAAUGUGAAGAUUUUCCAUGGAUCAGAGUAUAAAGCAAAUGGAAAAGUCAUCAGAUGGACCGAGGUAUUUUUCCUAGAAAAUGAUGACCAGCAUAAUUGUCUGAGUGAUCCUGCAGAUCAUAGCAGACUGACUGAGCAUGUUGCCAAGGCUUUUUGUCUUGCUCUCUGUCCCCACCUGAAGCUUCUUAAGGAAGAUGGAAUGACAAAACUGGGACUACGUGUGACACUUGACUCAGAUCAGGUUGGCUAUCAAGCAGGGAGCAAUGGCCAGCCCCUUCCCUCGCAGUACAUGAACGAUCUGGACAGCGCCUUGGUGCCAGUGAUCCAUGGAGGGGCCUGCCAGCUCAGUGAGGGCCCCAUCGUCAUGGAGCUCAUCUUUUAUAUUCUGGAAAACAUCGCCUAAAUGGAGAGGACUUCCAUUGUUUUCUGUUCAGAUCUGUUGCAACAGCAGUCACACUCAAAUCAUUUGCACUUUAAAACUGGAAGAUUAAGCUUUUGUUAACACUAUUAGUGGGGGGGGGUGGAAGAGGGAGGGACUAGGGGUCUAGGGAACAGGGGUGGGAAAGGGUGGUUGGGAGGACGGAUGUUCACAAUUCUAAGUCUUCUAUGCAUUAUACACCAAGAAGACCUGGGCAGCUUCUGUUCCUGCACAACAGUUAUGCUACCUUGCAGCUAAUCCCCUUCUGUUACUGUCUUAGACAAGAACUCUGCUCCUUUCUUUUAAGAUUACUUAUGGUCAUGUGCUCAAAAAUGCUCAGUUGGGUACAGCCAUCACCAAGGUUGGGGUGGGAGGGCAGAGGGGAAAUAAACAACGAAGCAUCAGUUUUGAACUCUUUGUACAGAAUUGGUAUGAAAAGGAGAAUUCUACUGUUCUUAUCCCAGUUACAUCACAGCUGUUUGUCAAGUAGAAAUUAUGCUUAGAGUUUUGUUUUACCAGAUUGAAGUGAAUCAAAGACCAAAGGAUUAUCUACUCUUGCAACCAUGGAAGAGCAACUCAGUGUAAAUGAAGUCAUUUUGAUAGCAGAGCUGAGUGCAGGAUCACUCAAGAUCCGCCCAAGUAAUUGGCAGAUAUUAAACUGAGUCUUUCUGUGAAAGCUAACAAAACACACCAUUUUUGUUUGCUAUAUACUAAAACUAAAACAUUUUAUUGAGAAGUCAUUUAAAUUUCCAGGAAAGUUUCAAGUAUAAAAACCACUCUGUACGCUUUCCCCAGAUUCAUUUAUUAUUCACAUAUUAACAUUUUACCCAUUUGAUUUAUCAGUGUUUCUCUUCCUCCUCACACCAUAAAACUGAAACAUUUCAGCAUUAAGUUGCAUAUACCAUAGCCCUUUACCCAACUGUUAACUUCCUAUUAAUAUGGACAUUUUCUUACACAACUGUAGUCAGGUCACAUUGAUACACUCCUUUAACAGAGUGCCUGCCUUUGGGAGCCUUUUUCUCCCCCCUCCCCUCCCCAAGUAAACCUUCCAGCCUGGAAUCAGACAUAGCAUGUAGCUGUCAUGACUUGCCUUAAUAUUUUUGUCAGUGGUACUUUUGUGAAUAUAAAAUCUGGAGUCCUAUAUCCUCCUCUUUUUUCAAACAGAAAAUACCCUCAUUAUUUCCUCACAAUUAGAAUCUAUUUAUGCAUUCUUGGCCAGCAUCACUUAAUAGCCAUCUUCCUCUUACUGAUGGUGGUAAAUCUGAUCCCCUGGUCAAUAUGUAGUCCAAUUUCUCCACUAUAUAUUUUCCCCUUUGGGACUAACAAUAUAUUCAGGGAUACUUUCAAACCACCCAAGUAUCUUGCUCAUCGGCAUCAAAACGUCCUCUUAGAUCUAGCAUCUGCUGAUGGCUCCUUACCCGAUCUUUCACUGUGACAACAGGAAAAUUACUUUCCAGUUCCAGCACUUUAUCAGCUGGACUUGGUAAUCUAUAUGAUGCCCUUCCCUCUUCUAUAUUUAUCUACUUAUUUUCAUUCUGGUCUCAUGGGUUGGUUUUUCAGUGGUUCUGAUUCAUUGUUUAGGUGCUCAAACAGUCUGUUUUGGCCAAGUGGAGCACGUUCAGGCUAGCUAGUAUUCUCGUGAUAUACUCCUAUUACUAAAAACUUCCUUUUUCUAGCCUAGAUGCUCCAGGCUGGGAAUCAACCAUUUCUCCAAGCCCUAGUUUCUCUUAGUGGGAGUGGUUUUAUGGAAACCAAGGUCUCAUUUACCCAGCAUAUAUGUGAUACUGUAAUUUCUCUUAUGUUAAAAAUUUAUUUUGAGGCCAGGUACAGUGGCUCAUGCCUGCAAUCCAAGCUACUCAGGAGACAGAGAUCAGGAAGAUGCCAGCCCAGGCAAGAA
Molecule: messenger RNA, 3948 nt
Organism: Castor canadensis (American beaver)
Lineage: Eukaryota; Metazoa; Chordata; Mammalia; Rodentia; Castoridae
Source: RefSeq, a predicted model, not a curated record